Messenger RNA from Aspergillus lentulus, 885 nucleotides. The record is from RefSeq and is a predicted model, not a curated record. Lineage: Eukaryota; Fungi; Ascomycota; Eurotiomycetes; Eurotiales; Aspergillaceae.
AUGGAGCAACUUGCAGCAGGGGUGAAGAAUGGCCCAUUGGCGAUUCUCACCACUGAUGUAUCACACAUCUCCUUUGGCCGCCUGGCCCCCUAUAUCCUGGCUGGCCUUGCAGCAUAUCCAGUGCUAUGCUCGUUUCUCCGUUUUCGCAAGAUGCGAUGGCUCCAUCGCAAGUACAAUUUCCCAACCCGCGAGUCCCUUGCUCGCAUGACCAAUGACGAAGCGUGGGAAAUUCAAAGGGUUCUAUUGCAACAGGAGUUCCCUUUCUUCUUCAUCAAAGCGCUACAAUUUGCGCUAUUCAGGACGUACGGCAUCCCCACUAUAUCCGGCCUCCUGACAGCGACGAGCCAACUCUCAAAACCUGAGACAUCCCUCAAACGCUACACUGAUACCAGCGCCCUGAUUCAGGAAUUCAUGGGAAAUGCCCCCUCCUCAGAGCGCGCCUGCACUGCGCUCGCGCGCACCCGCUUCCUGCACACUGGGUACCGCGCCGCAGGCAAAAUCCAAGAAGACGACAUGCUGUACACGCUCGGGCUCUUCGCCAUCCAGCCGGUGCGGUUCAUCGAAAAGUUCGAAUGGCGCACGUUCAGCGACAUGGAGAAAUGCGCCAUGGGUACCUUUUGGAAGAGCAUCGGUGACGGACUGGACAUCAGCUACGAGAACCUCCCGUCAAGCAAGACGGGGUUUCGCGACGGCCUCCACUGGUUGGAGGAGAUCAUGGCCUGGAGCGACGAGUACGAAGUCCGAAGCAUGCUUCCGGACAUGAAGAACCGCGAGACGGCCGACCAGACCACCGCCGUGCUGCUGUACAUGAUCCCCGGCCCGUUGCAGCAUAUCGGGCUGAAGUUUGUCUCGUUCAUGAUGGACGAUCGUCUACGGAAAGCCAUG